AUGGGGCAAAGGAUCAAAGGGUUUUACUUUGUCACCCAGGAUCCACCACAGAAACGAUGCGAAAAAUCCAGACCUGGAAAGGGGAAGGGCCAGUGGUGGGCAUUUGGGAAAGUUAGGCCGAUCGGGUGUCUUCAUUCAAGCGACGGUACAGAAGAAGAACAAAACAAAGUGAGAGGAUGGGGGGUAGGGAAAGGAGUCGAGUCGAUCAGACUCGAUGACCGGGAGAAGCAAAAAGAAAUUCAGAUUUGGCCGAAAAAGAAGCAACGCUAUGGAUACCAUGACCGAUCACCAUCGAUUAAGAAAAAUCUUUCAAAAUUACUUCGGGUCAGUAGGGCCUUCAAGCAUCCGAAAUACGACGGGCUUGUAAAUGACAUAGCCCUCCUAAAUGAUGACUCCUUCAGAAAAACGAAGUUAUUCAACUUCUUUUUCUCAAAGAAGUCCCCCUCCGACAGCCCGAUGAGUCAUCCACUUAAAAGGACCCUCCCUGCGGUGCACCCUUCCUUGAAUUAUUCGGUCAUGCAAUACUUAUUGAAGACAAAGAACCAAAUGCAUUUUGACCCCGUCGUAGUUCUCAAUCAUUUUGUGGAACCAGGCGUGGUUGAACCAUCUACCAUGGGGGGAGCUAAUGCAUAA
Lactuca saligna is the source of this 633-nucleotide messenger RNA. The record is from the annotation of a GenBank genome assembly. NCBI's taxonomy places the organism in Eukaryota, Viridiplantae, Streptophyta, Magnoliopsida, Asterales, Asteraceae.